GGAGACGAUGCAGAACCUCAACGACCGCCUGGCCGCCUACCUGGACAAGGUGCGCGCCCUGGAGGAUGCCAACACCGACCUGGAGGUGAAGAUCAGGGAGUGGUACAAGAAGCAGGGGCCCGGCCCCGAGCGCGACUACAGCCCCUACUACCGGACCAUCGAGGAGCUGCGCAGCAAGGUCCUGGGGGCCACCGUUGACAAUGCCAAUCUCCUGCUGCAGAUCGACAACGCCAGGCUGACAGCUGAUGACUUCAGGACCAAGUUUGAGACGGAGCAGGCCCUGCGCCUGAGCGUGGAGUCCGACAUCAACGGGCUGCGCAGGGUGCUGGACGAGCUGACCCUGUCCAGGGCCGACCUGGAGAUGCAGAUCGAGAACCUGAAGGAGGAGCUGGCCUACCUGAAGAAGAACCACGAGGAGGAAAUGAACGCGCUGCGCGGACAGGUGGGAGGAGAGAUCAGCGUGGAGAUGGACGCGGCUCCCGGCAUUGACCUCACCAAGAUCCUGGCCGAGAUGCGGGAGCAGUACGAGAGCCUGGCAGAGAAGAACCGCAGGGACGCCGAGCAGUGGUUCUUCAGCAAGACGGAGGAGCUGAACCGCGAGGUGGCCAUCAACACGGAGCAGCUGCAGAGCGGCAAGACGGAGAUCACGGAGCUGCGCCGCACCAUCCAGAGCCUGGAGAUCGACCUGCAGUCCCAGCUCAGCACGAAAGCGGCACUGGAGGGCACCCUGGCCGACACCGAGGCGCGCUACGGCACCCAGCUCGCCCAGCUGCAGGCGCUGAUCACCAGCGUGGAGGAGCAGCUGGCCGAGCUGCGCUGCGACAUGGAGCGCCAGAACCACGAGUACCGGGUGCUGCUGGACGUCAAGUGCCGCCUGGAGCAGGAGAUCGCCACGUACCGCCGGCUGCUGGAGGGCGAGGACGCACACAUGACCUCCCACUACGCCUCACAGACUGUGAAAGAAGGGCCCGUGACCACACGCCAGAUCCGCACCAUCUUCGAGGAGGUGCAGGACGGGAAGGUGAUCUCCUCCCGUGAGCAGAUCACACAGGCUGCACUCUGAGUGCUCCACUCUGGUCCCUCAGCUUCGCUUCAUGCCGCACCGCUGCAGCCCACUCCCGUCCUCUAAGCAUCGUGCUGAGUGUGGGCAUCAAAUAAAGCUUUUGGCAUUUGUGCACACCCGUG
Messenger RNA from Meleagris gallopavo (turkey), 1185 nucleotides. Lineage: Eukaryota; Metazoa; Chordata; Aves; Galliformes; Phasianidae. The record is from RefSeq and is a predicted model, not a curated record.